UCGAGAGGGAGCGGGGUGUGACAGGAUGGACGGUAUAUAUACGAGGAUCCAUCUAUCUGAGACCCUUCUUCGACUUUAUACCCUAGUAGGCCAAAUAAAAAAGGUAAUCAUGGCGCCCCCGUGGGUUCCCAGCGUCGCGGCCAUCGCUAACUCGUCGGCGGAGGACAUGGAGGAGCCCCUCGACUGCGGCAUCUGCUUCCUCCCACUCCACGCGCCGCCAGUCUUCAUGUGCGAAGCUGGGCACCUGAUCUGCUCGCCCUGCCGCGGAAUGCUCGGGCUGGCCGUGGGGAUGUGCCACGUCUGCAGUGCCAAGGCCGCCCGCCCCGGCUCUCGGCGGGACGACGGCCGCGACGUCUGGCCGGUCUACUACGCGCCCCGCGACCGCAUCGGCGCGCUCCGCGGGCCGUGCCGCUGCCCGGACAACGCCUGCGGCUUCGUCGGCAACACGGCGGCGCUCCUCUGCCACUUCGUCAGCGCGCACGACUGGCCAGUCCACGCCGGGGUGACCUCCGGGGACAGCAUCGCCGUGCGCCUGCAGGACGGCAUCAACAUCGUCGCCGUGGACUGCAUCGGCGGUGCCUCCGAGCAAGACAGCCCGGAAUUCCCCGGGCGGUAUCUGCUCGUACUAGAGGUGUUCCAGCAGACGUUCGGCCGCACGGUCUUUGCGUUCUGCCUACGUCCCGGUGCCGCCACCAUGGACGGGCUGAUCUUCUGGGCGAAGGAGGCGCAGUGCCAUCUCAGCCUCUCCUACUCGCGCAACAUCCUCGACGGCGACGAUGACAAGCCGCUGGUUCAAUGCUACUACCAGACAACCAAGGCCAGCGUGACGUGCACCGAUCUCUCCAGCGGGCUGCCCGACGCCGAGGACUGCUUCCAGGCUCACGUGUACCGGUCCGUCGACCUGGAGGAUAACGAAGAUACCGUCGAGGUGACGCUGAGGGUUGUCAUCCACUGAUCCCUGGAGGGUUACAGCAAGGUGAAAUUGUUUGUGCUAUAUUUGAUUGAUCUGAAAUCUGUUGUGUCUUGUUUGGGGUGCGGUGGUGGUGCCGUAUUCCUUGGUUGUUAUGUUACAUCUGCCGAAACUGUAGUAUCAUGCGGUUAGAUGUUAUAUACUCUUUAUACUUGAGCAUGUUAUAUGUCACCAUAGUUGGAAUGUUCGUAUUGUUCAUACAAUUACAUACUCAUCUAUUACA
This is a messenger RNA of Hordeum vulgare subsp. vulgare (domesticated barley), 1193 nucleotides long. RefSeq lists its product as uncharacterized. Gene Ontology annotation, molecular function: ubiquitin protein ligase activity. Gene Ontology annotation, cellular component: cytoplasm. Bases 26 to 955 code for a protein of 309 amino acids. NCBI's taxonomy places the organism in Eukaryota, Viridiplantae, Streptophyta, Magnoliopsida, Poales, Poaceae. The transcript has 2 exons. The record is from RefSeq and is a predicted model, not a curated record.